Oryza sativa Japonica Group (Japanese rice) is the source of this 2382-nucleotide messenger RNA. Lineage: Eukaryota; Viridiplantae; Streptophyta; Magnoliopsida; Poales; Poaceae. The record is from RefSeq and is a predicted model, not a curated record.
GUGUCAUCUCAUCAGUGAGCUGCCUGCCUGAUCGAGCUGACUCGACUCUUCUCUCCUCUUCUCUCUCCCGGUGUCUCUCUGCUCUGAUACAGAGAGAUUAUUUGGGUACUGUGUGUGUGUGUGUCAGAGUGAGAGAGAGAUAGAGAGAGAGAGGCAGCUGAUCGCCACAGCGUGCUCCUCGCCGCCCGCCUGCCAUGGCCGACCCAUACGGCGACGGCAAGGGCCUCAAGCAGCAGCAGCGCCAGAAGCUCAAGCCCGCGCUCGAGGUGGAGGACUUCAUCAACCUCCUCCACGGCUCCGAUCCCGUCCGAGUCGAGCUCACCCGCCUCGAGAACGAGCUCCAGUAUAAGGAGAAGGAGCUUGGGGAGGCGCAGGCUGAGAUCAAGGCUCUGCGGCUGUCCGAGCGAGCGCGCGAGAAGGCCGUCGAGGAUCUUACGGAAGAAUUGACAAAGGUGGAUGGGAAGCUGAAGCUUACAGAGUCUCUCCUCGAAAGCAAGAACCUUGAGGCAAAGAAGAUAAACGAUGAAAAGAAAGCAGCACUUGCAGCCCAAUUUGCAGCAGAGGCUACACUUCGAAGGGUUCAUGCAGCACAGAAGGAUGAUGACAUGCCCCCUAUUGAGGCCAUUCUUGCGCCAUUGGAAGCUGAACUGAAACUAGCUCGUCAUGAGAUCGCAAAACUACAAGAUGACAACAGGGCAUUGGACCGCCUUACUAAGUCCAAGGAAGCAGCUCUGCUGGAAGCAGAAAGGACGGUUCAGAUAGCAUUAGCAAAAGCUUCUUUGGUUGAUGAUUUGCAAAACAAAAACCAAGAAUUGAUGAAACAGAUCGAGAUCUGUCAGGAAGAGAACAAAAUCUUGGAUAGAAUGCACCGCCAAAAAGUAGCUGAGGUUGAGAAGCUCACUCAGACUGUCAGAGAGCUCGAAGAAGCUGUUCUUGCUGGAGGUGCAGCUGCAAAUGCUGUGAGAGACUAUCAGCGCAAAGUCCAGGAGAUGAAUGAAGAAAGGAAAACUCUUGAUCGUGAACUAGCUCGUGCGAAGGUUUCGGCAAAUAGAGUUGCAGUAGUGGUGGCAAAUGAAUGGAAAGAUGGCAAUGAUAAAGUAAUGCCUGUUAAACAAUGGUUAGAAGAACGGAGGAUUUUACAAGGAGAAAUGCAGCAACUCCGGGAUAAACUGGCUAUAGCAGAAAGGGCCGCACGAUCAGAAGCUCAAUUGAAAGAUAAGUUCCAGCUACGGCUUAAAGUACUUGAGGAAGGUUUGAGAAUGUCAACGACUCGAACCAAUGUUAGUGCAGCACGCCGCCAGUCUAUUGGUGGUGCUGAUAGUUUAUCCAAGACCAAUGGGUUCCUAUCAAAACGGCCAUCAUUCCAGAUGAGAUCGUCAGUAUCUACCACCACAACUACUCUGGUCAACCAUGCAAAAGGGGCAUCAAAGUCUUUUGACGGAGGCUGUAGAUCACUUGACCGUUACAAGGGACAUGUAAACGGGUCUGGUAUGAAUGUAUCUACGGACUCCAGUGAAGAUAAGGAAUCAAACAACUCAGAUGAGAAGGCUAACGAAUUUACAUCAGUUGAGACAGAGGAUACGGUAUCAGGUUUGCUGUAUGAUACGCUGCAAAAGGAGGUAAUUGCUCUAAGGAAGGCUUGCCAUGAAAAGGACCAAAGCCUGAAAGACAAGGACGAUGCAGUUGAGAUGCUAGCAAAGAAAGUAGACACAUUGACAAAGGCAAUGGAAUCAGAGGGUAAAAAAAGGAGGAUGGAGGUAGCUGCCAUGGAAAAGGAGAUGGCGGCUUUGCGGUUGGAGAAAGAGCAGGAUAACAAAGCAAAAAGGUUUGGUAGUUCAAGUUCGCAGCUGCCACCUGGCAGGACAUUGCCUCGGAGUGGUUCAGCACGCAAUAUGUGAUGCAAGCGAGGAACACGGCGGCAACCAGCCAACCCUUACGAAGCAUUCAAAUAAGAGGAGAGCUUAAUUGGGUGCUUCGACAUCAUAUCCUUGUCUAGUUGUUGAAUGUUGGAUUAGUAGUGAUGACGAGCUGCUGAUUGAUGUCUGGAGAAGAUGGAUCGAUCGGUUACAUUUUUACACGUCGAGCCGAGAAGACGGAGCGAUUAGCCUAUAUCUCGUGGGAAUCGCGACGACUACUCUGUCUAAUUAACCUGGCAAAUUAAGCUAGUCUUAUUUUUAACCUUUGGUUUCUUGAUGAGAUUUGGUGGUGUGUUUUUUUUUGGCAAUCAUCCAUCAUCGUUGCCUGGUGCUGUAUAGGUUUGGUGAGCCCAUGCAUGCAUAUUUUUAGUCUCAAAUUUGUUUGUAAUCUUAAUACUAAAGAGGAUCGGAUGAUUAUAUAUAUAUAUAUAUGCUGGCCAUAUAUAAAGAUUGAGUUUCCUGUUGA